Apis mellifera (honey bee) is the source of this 3179-nucleotide messenger RNA. RefSeq lists its product as uncharacterized. The transcript has 5 exons. Lineage: Eukaryota; Metazoa; Arthropoda; Insecta; Hymenoptera; Apidae. The record is from RefSeq and is a predicted model, not a curated record. Bases 363 to 2543 code for a protein of 726 amino acids.
AGAGGUAAAUUUUGAACUUCCAGAAGAAAAAUCAGGGAAGGAUAAAUAUAAUAAAAAUACGUUUAUACGUUACAGGGAAUAUACUUGCUUGUGUAGAGCGAGAAUGCGAGAAUUCUUACGUCGUAAAGGGGAAAAGUGAGUCAUGUUGGUCAUACGUGCGAGAUUUCUCCAGUGAUCUUUUUCAAUUUUAUUUUAUAUUUCUUUUUCUUCUUUUUUUAUAUUUAUAUGAUACAAUAAAUAACAGAAUUGUUGCAAGAUCCUAAAGAAUAUCGCGCAUCGUAUGACCAGCGAUAUCAUGUGCAUCGCAUAAUCAUAAGUUCUAAUACUUAGUACUAAUUCUUGUCCUUUAGACGACCAGGCAGAUGCGAAUGCAAAGAAGGGUAAGCAUGAAACCGUUUUCAUUCUUUCAAAAAUGGCGAAUAUUUAAAUUUAAAUUUAAAUUUAAAAUUUCAUUGUAUGCUUUAACAGCAGAGCCCGGAUCAAAGUCUAUGCUUGUGGCUGUAAGAAACGUUUGGACAUGGUAUACGAAGAUCCGGGAAUGGUUUUUGGAGAACGACCAACCGAUAUCGGAGAAUGCAUUUGCAUUAGGAAAAGGCCUUCCUAAAAAUGAAAAUGACGUAUCAUCAUCAUCAAAUUGGACGUGCUGUCUAACGAUGCUCAAUCGAAAAACAAAGCUCCUAGAAUCGGCUAUCAAUGAACGAAGAAAACGAAUGGGUAGACAAUGCCUUUUUCGCCAUUGCAGUGGACUUGUAUGCGCUCAUAAAUUAAUGAAAAGAAGAAAAAACAGGCAGCAUUGUGUUCAUCUACGCGUUUCUCACGAUGUUAUUUCCGAUCAUUGGAGGAUAUACGAUAAAUCAAUGCAUAAUAAUAAAGAUAAUAUUAAAGAUGGAAAAGAAAAUAGUGUUUCGAAUGAAGAAAUUAUAAACGUGUUACACAUGCAGAAAGGGGAAAUUUCGAACGAAAUUUCUUGUGACACCGAGGAAAAAGAAGGUAAAAAAGAUAUUUCGGAAAAGGAUAAAAGAAAUAUAGAAUUAAAAUCGACAUUUAAUCGCGAUAUUCCUCGUUUAUCUCCUCGAAUUCUUGAAGCCAGAUGCGAGGAGAAUAAAAAUUUUGAAAAAUCAAAUAUUUUAAAAGACAUUCGUAAUGAUAUAAAAUAUCCUUUAAAAUGCAUUAACGAAAAUAUUUUGGAAAAGAGAAAUAGUUCUCAUAAAAUUAAUAAAAUCGAUACACCGCGAGAAUGUUUGAGAAAAACUUCAAAUAAAAAAUUUUUAUCAAAUGAUCUAAAUUUCGGUAAAACCAUUAUUACAGACAAUUGUAUGAAUUCAAUUUUGUAUCACGAUUUACGAAAAAAAUAUACUCCUAAUAUCAAAAAUAAAUUGUCAAAAGAUUAUUUGGAAAUUGAUAAAGUUGUUGAAUUCAACUUGUCUUCGGAAAUGGAGGACGCAGAAAAUAUUAACGCGCGUCAAGAGUUAGACGUUGAUAAAAUCAUGAAUAACUUUUUGAGCGAUGUACAAGUAUUUCCCUUCAAACAAAAGCAAAGAUGCAAUUUAAAACACUCCAUAAAUAAACAUCAAUUCUCGAAUUCAAGAUUACAGAAGAAAUACUCAUCUCACAGUAAUAAAAUUGGUUCAAACAUGGUUCAACAAAAAACCUUCCCUGCUCUUUGGUAUAAAAAUACAAUGAAACAGAAAAAACUGUCAAAAUUUUUUUGUCAAAAUUGUAAUUGUAACGCAAAAUCAUAUAAUUAUAAUGACUCCCGAUGGAGUAGCAGGAAACAAUUUUUAACGUAUCCUAAUUCUUCAAUUCGAUCACAGUACAAUAUGCCAUUUACAAAUUUACAAUUGCAUAGAAAUAAUAACAUGUGUGAAUGUCUAAAAAUGAAAAAAAAAAAUGAUUCAAUGAUAGAUCCUAAAUUUAUAUUGUCUCAUGAAACUCGUUCGUUUAAAUAUAAACCACAAUCGAUGAAAUAUCGAGAAAAACCGACUAUAGUUAUCUUCAAAAACAGAACACCUAAUCAAAGAUCAAAGAAUUUAAAGAGUUAUAAUUCACCGACCACUUCUAUCGGAACUAUUGAAAGUUCUGUUCAUGACAGCUUAGAUACGUGUCCAUGUUCAAUUUAUAAGUCACCGCGUUAUAUGAUACCAAAUGAUCGAUAUAAUAAAUACAAUACAAAAAUAGAUCCUCUUCUAUUAUCUUCAUCAUCGAAGUCAUCAUUGUCGAAACGAUGUCACUCUUGGUCUAUAUUAUCACAAAACUCUAUUUGUCAUAGACAAGAACCAAUUUCUUCUUCUUGUACGAAUGUUCAAUUAUGGAAUAGAUUUCCUGAAAACGAGGAGAGAAAGAACAUGUAUCUUUCCUCGAGCUCAUGCUCAUGCUCCACAUCAACAUUGUCAACAUUCAAAGAUGAUUACAGUUUAACAGAAACAGAGACAGAAAUGAAACAAAUUCAAAGAUCAGAAAGGAAGAAACCAAAAUUUUGUGCACAAAAGAAGAAGAUAAUAUACAUGGAUAAACGUCAUGUUAGAUGGAAUAUUAAGAAUUAACAAAAAAGAAAACAAAUGUCUUAUGUAAGUAAGCAUGAUAUAAAAAUAAAAAGGAUUGAGAUUGUUGAAGAAAUAUAUUUUAAUUAUAAGAGUACUUGAAAAAACAAACAAUAGAAACUCUAUACUUUGAUAUUAUACAUUUAAAAAAAAAAAAAAGUCCAAUAUGGACAAAUAAUGAUAUUAAUAAAAUAUCAUUUGCUAUUAUUUAAACUUGCAAUCGAUAAAUACAGAAUUCAAGCGUGAUGCAGUUAAGCCAUAAAUUUAUCGUGUGACGAUGAAACGUAAGCAACAACAGUAACGAGUAUACGUAAUUGGCAGGUACUAAGUUAGCACUGGAUGUGAAUAAAUUGGAUGUGGUGCAAAGGAGUGACGCGUCCCGUUAGACGUUUGGAAAAUCUGAAACUCGAUUAAUAUGCGUCGUGUCCGUAGGUGAAGAGUCUAUAAGUAGAUCUUCUACGGACACAAAUGUCAGUCAUAUUCAUAUAUUAUGUUCUGACCUGGUAGACGAAAUCUUCCUUUACGCUAACGAGAUAUCGGUAAUAGUUAACAUUAUACAUACAUCAUGCAAUGUCAUGAUAUACAUCUUUGCCAAAAAUCUCAACUAUGAUUUACAAUUAGUUGAUGUGUAAAAAAAAA